Molecule: messenger RNA, 1977 nt
Organism: Gasterosteus aculeatus aculeatus (three-spined stickleback)
Lineage: Eukaryota; Metazoa; Chordata; Actinopteri; Perciformes; Gasterosteidae
Product: zona pellucida sperm-binding protein 3
Biological process (GO): binding of sperm to zona pellucida; egg coat formation; positive regulation of acrosome reaction
Cellular component (GO): extracellular matrix
Molecular function (GO): acrosin binding
Source: RefSeq, a predicted model, not a curated record
AAGGCUGAUGGGUUGCAGGUGUGUUCCUCCUGUGCUCCUGUUGACAGUCAAAUCAGGAAACCAAAGCAGGAGGGGCCGUUUUCAACGCGCCACCAUGAUGCCGCUCGCCUCUCUGACCGUGACCUUUCUUCCUCUGUGCAUCCUGUCUUCGUUAGCGACCGUCCGGGGCCACACUUACCUGACCGAACCGCUUUUUCUGCCCUUCUCCGACCUGGCCGCCCUCGGGGGAGACUCCCUGCAGUGGCCCAACGCGCCCCCCGUGGGGGAUCACAAGAUCAAGACCUUCGCGGUGAACUGUGACCAGGACGGCGUGGAGGUCGUGAUGGAAGCGCGCCUGCUGGACCCGGCCGUGCCCGUGGAGCCCGGGCGCCUGAGGCUCGGGCCCCUCGGUGCCGCGCGGGAUCCCCGCUGCGCGGCCACAGUCGCUGGAAACGGGGAUUACGUCAUCACGGCGCCUCUGGCGGCGUGCGGCAGCGCAGUGACGUCCAUCCACAGUGCGGUGCUCUACAACAACUUCCUGCAGUACUCUCCUCCUCCUCCACCUCCACCCACGUCCCCCGGGGACCAGUUGCAAGCAGAAGGAGUCUAUAUUCCGGUGGUGUGUGAAUACAGAAGGAGGUACCCGGUGAGUAGCCCGGCCCUGAAACCAACGUGGAUUCCCCCGAUCUCCGGCCAAUCAACACAUCUGCUCAUGGGCUUCCACCUCAGGCUCAUGACAAACGACUGGAGCCGCGAGAGAAAGUCAUCCGCUUACUUCCUGGGUGAGGUGGUGAACGUGGAGGCCUCCGUGGACCACCAUCACCUUCCUCUGCGUCUGUACGCGGACAGCUGUGUGGCCACUCUGACCUCCGACGUGAAUUCCCACCCCAGACACCCCUUCAUAGACCGCCACGGAUGUUUUACAGACUCACAGCUGGACGGCUCGAGCUCCCGUUUCCUGCCCAGAGUCCAGGACGAACUCCUCCACAUUCAACUGGAGCCAUUCCUCUUCCGCCAGGACCACAGGCACACUAUUUACAUAACGUGCUACCUGGAAGCAGAGCCCAGUUCAAACAAGCCCCCGGGGAAAAAGGCCUGCUGGUUUGACGGGGGAAGGUGGAGGUCGGCGGAUGGUGAUGACCAUGUUUGCGGAAGCUGCGGCGCAGUUAAGGAGACGAAUCACAUCCGCGGUGCCAAAUCCAACCGCAAGAGGGCGCUGAGGAGCAACACGGAGCCCCGGCCAACUGGGCUCCACCGAACCAUUUUGGGUCCAAUAAUAUUUCUUCCAUUUAAAAUACCAACAUCUGUAUUGAAGUGAUUGAGUUCAAUAAACAUGUGAAACCUGUGAAAUAUGAAAAAGGAGUCCUGGCACAGCUUAACUUAAAUCACAAUAUAGUGCUGCUGGAUCUAUAUAAAUCUGAAUUUCUAUAUUGGUGUAAUCACACUGAUGUUUGAAUAUCUUUGCACAAGUAUAAAGAAUAAAUAGUUUCUGCGUACCAGAUGAUCGCUCUAAGCCACAAUGAUUUUGAGGCAUUUAUUUAUGCUUUUUACACAUUUUCUAAAAUGCUGCUCCUUCUAUUUUUGAUUCUUUUACCAGUAAUCAUGUGACAUUAGUCACCAACGUAUCCAACCUUGCAGCCCCGGCUGCCUGACAAUCAAAUCAAACGUUGGCUGAUGAAAGGCUGCAGUCUAAAUACUUUUACCAUAAGCCGCUUUCAUCUUCGCUCUGUGACGUAUUCUAGUAGUCCGAUAAGUGACUGCUUGAAAUGUGUAACCAUUAAUCCGGGUUUAUGGCUGUUGUUUUUAUUUGCAAUUGUAGUUUCUUUUUCAACAUGACACAACUUUAAAUAUCAACAUCUGUCGACACCACUCAUGCAUUACAUGCUCAACUUCCUUUGAGGCACAACUAAGAGCAUAUGUAAUAUUUUAGUGUUGACAUUGGCAGCGAUUUAGUCAUUUAACUUUAUAUAAAGUUUGAUCUUUCAGUUGGACAAGCUC